AUGAGCGUGAAGUCGACGCUCUCGCCGCCCGCGGUUGAGCGACUGCGACGAGCUAUCCAUCGGACGGAGGCCAAAAUCUUCACUCCAGCAGCGCGACCGCAUCUCCACCAGUCCGUGGCCGCGUAUGCCGCGAGCCCGACGCUUACUGCGCUUGCCAUUUACGUGACCUCCGACGACCUCACGCUCUCGCGCCGCACCGAUGAGUCUUACGCGCUGUCGAUCGAGGGGGCGCCGCCCGCGGCGACGCUGCGCGCGCACACUGUGUACGGUGCACUGCACGGCCUGGAGACGUUCUCACAGCUCGUGUCACGAGGGAGCGGCUUGCGCGGCAAAUGCUCGGCGGUCAUCAACGCGUCGCGGCUCGCCAUCAGCGACGCGCCUCGCUUCCGGUGGCGCGGGCUGAUGCUCGACUCGGCGCGGCACUACCUGCCGGUCGAGGCCAUCACGGCGAUGCUCGACGCGAUGUCGUUCAACAAGCUCAACGUCCUCCACUGGCACAUCUCCGACUCGCAGUCCUUCCCGCUGCUCACCAAGGCCCGAGGAGUUAGUUGCUAG
Molecule: messenger RNA, 555 nt
Organism: Emiliania huxleyi CCMP1516
Lineage: Eukaryota; Haptophyta; Isochrysidales; Noelaerhabdaceae
Exons: 1
Coding region: 1-555 (184 amino acids)
Biological process (GO): carbohydrate metabolic process; glycosaminoglycan metabolic process
Cellular component (GO): membrane
Molecular function (GO): beta-N-acetylhexosaminidase activity
Source: RefSeq, a predicted model, not a curated record